Entamoeba dispar SAW760 is the source of this 1068-nucleotide messenger RNA. RefSeq lists its product as uncharacterized. The transcript has 2 exons. The record is from RefSeq and is a predicted model, not a curated record. NCBI's taxonomy places the organism in Eukaryota, Evosea, Mastigamoebida, Endamoebidae. Bases 1 to 1068 code for a protein of 355 amino acids.
AUGUCUAAUACUAUUCCUUCUCUUUCACCUAUACUCAUUCAAAAAAAUAAAGACACAAUUUAUUGUUGUAAAGUAAUUGCAGCUAUUGGAUGUGGAAUUGUGAGUGGAGCACUAGGACUUGUUCAUAUUCAAGGGUUUAUUUUUAUGAUGGUGAUGUAUUCAUUGAUAUCAACUUUACUUUAUUUAAGAGUAUUACCGUCAAUAAAAGAUUUGUUUGAGAGUAGUUAUGAUGUGUUGUUAGAAGCAUUUUUCCCAUUUGUUAUGUUAGUGAUGAAUUUUGAAGGAAAGGUUGCAUUGAUUACUGGAGGAACAUCUGGAAUUGGGGAGGCUAUUGUACGUCAACUUACUGAACAAAAGUGUAAUGUCAUUUUUAUUGGAAGGAGAAAAGAAUUAGGUGAAGCCAUUGCACAUGAAUUAAAUAAUAAACAUUUUGGACAAAUAGAUUUUAUUCCAUUUGAUGUCACUAAUUUCAAAGAGUAUGAUUCAUUAGUUUAUAUUGUUCAAGAAAAAUAUAAUAGAUUAGAUCUUCUUGUUAAUAAUGCUGGAAUAGUUACUUAUGACACUUGUGAUGAACUAACUGAAGAAACAUUUGAUUUACUCUAUCAAACAAAUGUAAAAAGUGUUUGGCAAAUGACAAAACAUUUUCAUAAUUUACUUGAACAAAGUCAUGGUGCUGUAGUAAAUAUUGGUAGUGAUGUUUCUAUUAAAGCUGAUCCUCAAUAUUUUGGGUAUAGUGAUAGUAAAGCUGCAGUUAUACAUAUCACUAAAAUGAUGGCACUUCAAUAUGCACCAAAUAUUCGUAUUAAUGCAGUUUGUCCAGGUGAUACAUUUGUUGAAAGAUGGACUUCAGAUGAAGAGUUAGAACGUAGAUUUGGUGAAGAGAUGGCACAUGACAAAAGCCUUAAGAAAGAAUUAAUUGAUUCAAUGCAUCAUUCCAUUGACAUUCCACUACAAAGAGUAGGAGAAGUAAAUGACAUUGCAAAUGCUGUUCUUUUCUUAGGAAGUAAUUUAGCUUCAUUUAUAACAGGAACAGCAUUACUUGUUGAUGGAGGAGCUUCUAUAGUAUAA